Molecule: messenger RNA, 2649 nt
Organism: Fonsecaea multimorphosa CBS 102226
Lineage: Eukaryota; Fungi; Ascomycota; Eurotiomycetes; Chaetothyriales; Herpotrichiellaceae
Exons: 2
Coding region: 1-2649 (882 amino acids)
Biological process (GO): amine metabolic process
Cellular component (GO): plasma membrane
Molecular function (GO): quinone binding; copper ion binding; primary methylamine oxidase activity
Source: RefSeq, a predicted model, not a curated record
AUGGCCUCUUCGUGGAGGCUGUUGGGCAUUUCCAUCUCGGCCGUGCUUAUCUUGUCCAGCCUCGCUUAUCUCCUUUACGUCGUAUUCCUGUCGGCCUCGUCUUGGGGCCUUGUCAGGCAGCCACUUUUUGACUCAUCAGCCUCAUCAUGGAAGCAUCCUCACCGACAUUUUCAGGCCCCGGCAGAGAAUCCCUGGGCGGAGCUCGACGAGGUUGAAGCGUCGCAGGUGUAUGUCUGGCUUCAGAAGAACACCCAUAUAUUCAACUCGACCGACGAUGGUGGCGCCGGUGGAAGUCAAAACAACGCCUUGAGUCUGGUCGAACUUCUCCGACCCAACAAGUCGAGUGUGGUCGACUAUCUGGACCACCAUGGCCCCGUUCCGGACCGCUGGGCCCGUGUGUCCGCCGUCGAGACCAAGGGCGACGACGCCUUCAUCGUCGAAUACAUGGUCGGCCCACUGCCGCCGUCCAACAAGACCCAACUCCUGCCGCUGACGUACUGCCACAACUCCGGUCGCAACUAUGUGCAAAGCCCCAUCUCGGACGUGUUUGCUCUGUUGGACUGGGCGUUGCGCAUUGGCGAGGAUGCAUCCGACAUCACUCAAGACCUGCUCGGUGCAAAGACCAACCGGGACGAUCUCGACGACCCCAAUGGACUGGUCAUGGGUUCGCGGCCGGCGCUGAUCGACUCAGGCCGCAUGGUGCACUGGCUGGAGUUCUUUGGUCCCGGGAUGAAAUCCGACGGCCGCAGCCUGUUGCCCCAGGGCCUGUACGUCAAGCUGGACGUGCCGAGCGCGAACCCGAAGACGUGGACGACGCGCGAGUGGUUCUACAACGGGGUGUUGUACGACAACGCCACGAUGCUGCGGGCGGCCAUGGCAUCCCCCGGAUUCGAGCGCCUCACAAUCAACAAGGAUGGCGGGUGGACCGACACGGAGGAUUUUGGCACGUCGAACCCCGAGCGCGACGACAUGCCGCCGCCGCUAUCCAUCCAGCCGUACGGCCCACGCUACCGCCUCGACCGUGCCCAGAACUACAUAUCGUGGAUGGGCUUCUCGUUCUACCUCUCGACAUCGCAGAUCACAGCCCUCUCUCUCUUCGACAUCCGCUACGCCGGCGCCCGCAUCAUCUACCAGCUCGGCCUGCAGGAAGCCCUUGCGCACUACGCCGGCUCGGAGCCCAUGCAGUCCGGGCUCGAGUUUCUGGAUACGUUUUUCGGCAUGGGCAAGAUGAUGUUCAGCCUCGUGCCCGGGCUCGACUGUCCCGGUCAUGCAGAGUACCUCGACAUGGUCUACCACCGGGCCGGAAAGAUGUUCACGAACCGCAACGCCAUCUGCAUCUUUGAAUACACGUCGGACGCGCCGCUGCAGAGACACACCUCGGCCUUUAGCGCCACCGUGAGUAGAAACACGUACCUUGUUGUCAGGAGCGUGAGCACGGUCGGAAACUAUGACUACACGAUCGACUACAUCUUCUACCUCGACGGCUCGAUCGAAGUCAAGUUACGGGCCAGCGGCUACAUCUUCGGGGCGUUCCACGCGGAACCGCGAUCGUCUUCCACGCCACUCACGACACGCGAUACUUCGACGAACGAGUACGGCUACCGCGUCCGCCCCGCGCUGCACACGUCGAUGCACGACCACGUGGUGAAUUUCCGCGCGGACCUGGACAUCUGCGGGGACGCCAACACGGUCGUGCGCACAGUCAUCGAGCCGCUCCAGCGGGUCUACGAUUGGGACCGGCCCGAGGUUCCCGGGCUGCGGAAUACCAUGCAUAUGGUUCACAACCCCAUCACGCACGAGACGGGACUCAACUGGCCCCGCAACGCCGGGGAGAUGUACGUCGUGACAGCCACGGGAGCCAACAGCACGAACAAAUGGGGAGAAACCCGCGGCUACCGCAUCCUGCCCGGCACGGGGAUGGGCAACCCGUCGCACCUGACGAUCGUCAACUCGACGACACUGGGCAAAGCCGCGCUCUGGUCAGAAGCCGACCUGUGGGUUCUGCGCAACCACCCUGCCACGGAACCGGGGUCGGCGCACCACUACAACGCGCUCGAACCUUUGGACCCCUUGGUCGACUUUUCCAAAAUGGUCGCCGAUAAUGAGAGCGUCGAGGGUCAGGAUCUGGUGGUGUACUUCAACCUGGGCGGGCAUCAUGUGCCGACAAGUCAGGAUAUCCCGAACACGCUGAUGCACACGAGCGCUAGCUCCGUGAUGUUCAUGCCGUUCAACUACUUUGACGACGAUGUGAGUAAGUAUCUCAGGCAAGGGGUGAGGGUCGAUCGAAGACGACACGGCGCUGCGACAAAGGAGAGUAUCGUCGACGACGACGAUGUCGAUGGUGCUAAGGAAGAGGUGCGGCGGUCUAGAUCCAGAUCGAGAUCCAGAUCUAACCAUGACCACUCCUCCACCUCCUCCAAUGAUGGCAUCUCGUACUUCGGCGCCCGAUACACCAAGCCCGUGCUCGUGACGCCGGAGAUGCUCUCGCCGGAUCUCAGCCACUACAUGAAGGAGCGCGACGGUGGUGAAGAGGGCGGCUGGAAAGCCGUGCGGAAUAAUGUCGGCGGUGGGCUUUAUGGGCUGUUUGUGGGCAAAGAGAGGGGAGGGCGGCGACAAGGUGAGCGUGAGGGGGGGAGGCUUGAUUGGUAA